This is a messenger RNA of Caenorhabditis bovis, 9540 nucleotides long. The record is from the annotation of a GenBank genome assembly. Lineage: Eukaryota; Metazoa; Nematoda; Chromadorea; Rhabditida; Rhabditidae.
AUGCCAACGACGUCGACGACAAGUUCAGAAGCGCGACAACCGCGGGAGGCGGAGGAAGUGUACAUUCAUAUGCAUCGCAAUUUUCGCGCCUCCCGCAAUGUUCGCGCCCAUUGGCUGCUCCACAAUUUGUGGGGCACCACGAGAAUUGCGGAUGAUGAUUUUAAGGGCGACGAUUUCUCCACCGAGCUGACCGUCGUUGGAAUUGUGCCAAAAGGCGGCGACGGGAAUGAGGUGGUCGUUGGAGAGGACUUUCAAGUCACCGAUAAUACAAAAAUUAUUUAUAUUUCUCGAUACUAUCGUCAUGUCUAUGUUCUUGAUUUGAGCCCGUCGACAAUUGUUGCGGACGAGGAAACCGAUAGCUGCUUGUGUACGCGAAUCAUGAAGAGCUUGCGUACGGUGAUGAGCGCCACGGCCAAGGGCUUCAUCAUUCCGGGAACCGCGCGACGAUUCCAGCCGCAAAUCUAUCUCGCCGUUGUCGUUUUUGUGCCGUUCUUGAAGUUUGAGCACGAAAUGACGAUGCUCGAAGGCGUCCUGUUGACCGAAUCGAACGUUUCGGAAGUGGCCGAUUUGAUUCAGACGAAAUUUCAAGUGCUCUUCAACAAAUACUAUAAUUUCGCGAAGCCGGUGCUCACCGAAUGGAACAAAAUGAAGAAGACGCGUUAUGGCGGCGAGGCGGCGUCGAGUUCGGCGAACGAUUCGACACCAACGAUGAGCGAGGCUUCGUCGGCCGAUGUGCCGCCGGAAAUACCGCUGAUCGAUGUGGAGGAGCGGCCGCGGCGAAUCGCGCCCAAGCCCGUCGAGAAGCCGCUGAGCAAAAAGGAUCGAAUGAGCACGGUGAGAUACAAACGCGGAAUAUGGAAGGUGACGAUUGAGCCGGAAGCGGCGGCGACUUGUAUGCUCACCGGCGAUGGCGGCUACAUUCAGCCGGAAUGGUCGCUGAUAUUCAUGCUGCGGCUCGGAUUGAUCGCGACACAAAUGUUGCCGGAGAACACGCAAUCAAACCUCAUCGUCAUCACUGAUGGUGUGUGCGGGAUGCCGGAUGAGCGAGCGCUUCAGCAAUUGCUCACCCAACUUCGAAGCUACACCAUUGCCUGCUCAUUCGUUCAGCUUCAGCGUCAAGCCUGCAAUGAAUCCGUGUUCGGGCACGUCGGCUCGUGCGAGCUCCUUCGAUUCCUGUCGACGGCCACGUUUGGAAGCUAUUUGCCGUCAUAUGGACCCGAAACCUUCUACAACGACAACGCUUUUGGAUACAUGUGCGAGGAGGAUGUCGACGUGCGUGUGGCGAAGACGAUCGCAGAGAGCAAUAUGAACAUUUAUCAUCGAUCGUUGGUUUGUUGGUCGUUUCGCAGCGCGCUGUCGGAGAACUCUUAUAUCAAUGAAGCGUAUAACCGAAUUAAUCCCGAAUUUGUCAAUUUACAAAAAAGAUGUAUGGAGACGCAUCGUCGAUUCCGAAUGACGCAUCGCGCCACACUCAACCAGUUGCUGUACGUUCGACUUCGCGAAGGGUUCACAUUGAAGAGGAUCGAAUUCCAUCCGGAGCUCGAGAAGGUCACCGUCACACUUUGUAUGGUGUUCCGACCGCUCGUCCAUAUUGAUUAUGUGAUUGUGGCGCCGUGGCCGACACCGUCAACCGUCAAACAGGACAUCAUUGUGGAGCUCGUCAUUCAAGCUCCCUACAACGAGCUCAAAGACUUGCUGGUGGAUGGCAAAUAUUUGGAUCCGGAGCGUUUGAAUUUGACGAAGAGCGCAAUCGAUGGAAUAAUCGAGGCCGAUCGGAUUCUCAUUCAUCUUCACAAUUUUGACGUGAAUCCGCACUUCUACACGAUUCCGACUGGCGUUUCGAUCGAUUACGCGCUGUUCGGAAGCUAUCAGAAGAACGCGAAACGAUUGCCGCCGAUUUGUCUCGGAAAACACGACGAGAACUCGACAAAAAGCUUCAUCGGCUUCUGGCGUGUCCUUCUCGACAUGCAGGAUGCUGCAUGGCAGCGAUGGGUUCACACGCAUUCGGAGCGCGUCCUUCUAACACCGCAUCGUGUUCCGUUCGAGGUGUUCAGCAUGUCGUCCUACUAUCGUUUUGAAUGCUACACGGCGCUGAAUCGCCUCUAUUCGAUGAUCAAAGCGCAGAGCUCGUUCUGUCUCGUCGCUAAUCACACCUAUGUGACAAUGGUGUAUCGCGAUGACGCCACCGACGGCGAUCCGCCGGCAUUCUUCUAUCUGAAGCGAAUUUGCAACGACGCGCCGUUUCUGGUCAUCAAGACGGCGUUCCUCGGCGGCAUUCGAUCGGCGUUGCGGCGUCGCAUCGUCGAUAGUCAACGAGAGCGCCUAUUGAAGAUUGCGCUUCGCGGCAAAAUGACGGAGCCGAGAAACGAUUUCAGCAAUUUGAACGCGCUUCACAUCAUCAGACGGCCGCUGGAGAAGAUUCUCGUCAGAUACAAUUAUAUACCGGAGGAUUUGCGGCAGAUUGCGCGCAUCAAUGAGACGACGCUUGACGCCGACGAGAUUCGAAUCAUCACACUUCAUAACGCGAUCGCGAAAACGUUGUGCUGCCGCCGACAGGUGUUGAUAUUGUCGCCGCACAAUUUCGCCGAAGGCGCCUGGAUGAUUCGUCCCGCCGCCGAUUUCAUUCUCAACGUCAUUCUCCAGAAGCGGCUGGUGAAGGAUCGAUAUCGUCCCGCGUGGAGCAAGAACAACAUUUUCUCGAUGGUCCGCCAAGUGUACAACUCGACGGGCAGCUCGCUCGAGCAAUACAUCAUGUUUCCGCCGAGCGAGCUUGAAGGCGAAGACGACGCGCCGUUGUCGAAGCGCACCGUCACAAUGGGAUUUCGACCCGAGAAGCCGAUACCGCGACCGACGAAAGAGGUGACGCGUGCGUUGGCGUUGGUCAGCGAGUUUUGGUUCGAGCCGAAUGUUCCGGAGCUCGCCGGAUUCCAGAUGCAAUUGGAGAAUCCGCCAUUGGAAUAUCGACACGACGAGGACCUUCAUAUCACUUCAGUUCUAUUGACGAUCGACCGAAUGAUUUAUGCGUGCAGCUUGAAAACGGCAUUGGAGAAUAUCGAUAAAGAAAAAGAGAUCGACGUUCCGAUCAUGUUCCCCGAUCACUUUGGUUGUCGUCGAAUCGGACCCGACGAGAUGACGAAAAUUCGAAUGUCGCGCAAACUCGACGAUCUCGUCAAAUCCGAACAAGUGUCGGAGUUUGUCAAAGUGCACACCAACAUGUUCUCAUUGGAGCGUUUGAUGCGCAAUUCGGAGAAGAAGCUGUUCAUGCUGAAGCAUUUCAUGAGAAACAAUUACGAUGUGCCGUUGUGCCAGCAGAUGGUGCUGAACGCGGUUCAUUUCCAAUUGGAUCGAUGCUUCGAUGUCUAUUGGGAUAUGAAUCGGUCAGAGAAUGAGGCGAUCCUGAAAUAUCUUCGCCGUCGACGAGAUUAUGAGCGCACCAAUUUUCGCCUCUACGCCAAAGGUUUGACGCCAUGGAGUUUUGUGGUGGUCAUCAUCGCGGCGCCGGUUCAACGCAAUGAUAGUCUGUGUCGCGGGAUUCCGAUGCUGUGCGCGCAUAUCAACGAGGGUCAGACGGCGUAUUGCAGCGCGUUCGAGCAUUUCGACGACGAGGGCAUCGUCAGCGUUUCGGCGGAUGACGUUCCGGCGGAUUGGUUCACGAAUUCGCGAACCGGAUGGGCGCCGUACAAUUCGAUGGGCUUCUCGGAGAGCGUCACCGACAUUUCGAGUUUUGUCGCGUUCAUGGAGCAGGAUUUGUUGUCGAGGGCUCGAAUCGCCGCAUUGUUCGAGACGACGCGUCGAAACAUGUGCGUCGAAGAGGAGAAGGUGUUCUCGAUGACGAGCGACAUCAUUUUCAAUGAGGUCGAAGUCGAAUCGCUUCCCGAUGCGUUCCUCGCCUUCUGCACACAUCUCCAAUCCGACGUCGAAUGGCCGUCGUACAAAUGGUGUAGUCGUGAGACGAACAUCGAUACGAUGCUUCAAGAAGCGCUCAAAAAGUCGUUCAUUCCGGUGCCAGGCGCUCGGAACCUGUUCUUCGCGAAACAGAAGGAUCGCGUGCCGUUGAACGCCGAUGUCUCGUAUCUCGGCAUCAGCGACGCGAAUCUGCCGAUGUUCAUCCAAUUCCAGUGUUGCGUCGAGUAUCCGAACAAGGACGUCGAAACGUUUCCGGUGAACUUCAUUCCGACGUGCAUUUACCAAGUGCUCAAUCGAUGUCGACAUAUUCCAAAGCAGCCGUUCGACAUUCGCAAACUUCGCGUCUCUCUUGACAUUCUUGUCAAGUCGAACGAGGAGUUCACUGGAAUGACGAUUGAUCAGACGGUGUUCGAUAUUCUCUCGUUUAGCAAUCCGAUUGUGCAAAGAAUACGCGCCCGGAAGCACCGCGAACGAUUGGAUACUAUGAAUGAAUUGAGAGAGCGCCUCGAGGAGGGCAGCAACGGUUUGACGCGCAAAGAGCGACGCCUUCUCCUCUAUCUCACGAACACACUUGACGCGCUACUGGUGCUGGAGAAGAAGCUUGUCUUCACACGACGGCCCGACAUUGACGGCGACUCGGUGCGCGACAUGUGUCGAUACAUCAACAAAUUGAUCGGCAAGAAGCCGCGAACGCAAGUCGACAAACGCAAAAAGCCGCUGUCGUUUGUGAUACCCAGCGAUCGUGCGAAAGACAUGUUUCUGAAUAAGCUCGAUGGUUUGGAGGUCGAGUAUUGCAAGUUGCGGCGAUUCGCCGGCACCGGAUUGUACUACUCGUCGCACGUUGUCAAUCCGUUGAAGUUGGCGCGAAUGGUGCCGAAGGUGGCGAAUGAUGUCACCGGUCGCGACGUCAUCAACGACUUCUGGCUGAUCCUCAAAAUUGGCAACAGCAUCACGAUGUACUUCUUCCAGCGUUACAAUGAUGUCCAUUCGAUGAUCAUGGAAUCGUUGUGGCGCGGUGUGCGCGGUGUGUUGCGAAGCGUCAAUCAGGAGCUCCUUCUCGAGCGAAUGUUCGAGACGCGCGAAUGCGACGAUCUGCUGGUGAACAAAGAGGACGAGGAGUUCGACAAUGAUUCGCAGAGUGUGUCGGCGUCGGUGAUCUCCGAGCCGCCGUCGAUCAUCAACGAGGCGUUUCGUUUCGAGUAUUCGGCCGGCUAUUUCGCGUGCAAAAUUCAGAAGACCAUCUGGCUUCAUGUGCCGCAGCGUUUGCGCGAGCGAAGCGUUCGCGAGAAGAAGCCGCACCUCUCGUUGGGCUUCGAGAAGCUUCGCAAUUGCCUUCAGGAAUAUGGUGUUCGCAAUAUGCGCAAUAUGUUCAUAAUGAAAGAUGAGGCGCACAAUUGCCAUAUGUACAUGCAGCUUCAUAUGACGCCGGAGACGUACGCGGCCGCGCAUGAAACGAGCAAAUCGACGAGAAAACAAUCGUUUUCGAUUGAGGAGAAAUUGGAGACCGACAUCGCGCUGACGAUAUACGCGAUCGAGCCGAUUGACGACGAAUUUUGCCGUCAACUGUCGAGCGCAUUACAGAUCAAGCUUUACCAUGCUCUGACGGAUGAGAUUCUUCGCGGAUUCUUGCACAAUCGCGAGCUCGCGCUAUUGAGCUGCGAGAUUCCGUACCUUCAGCCGAUCGACAACGAUCCCGACUCGCGCGUCUUCUACUCGAUUCCAUCAAUUUUCGGCACGUUCCUCACACCGAUCAUGCAUUUCGUCAAUCAGCAUCUGAGCUCGCUCAAUUAUAUCGCGCCGGUGAACGUGCGAGACGAUUCGAUUGGAUCGAGAUCGUCGUCGUUCUCGUCGCGAUCGACGAUGAUGGCGAAGAACGACGAGAAGCAAGAAGCGAUGAAGCGCACGAGGCUUCACGUUCAUCCGGCGUAUCGCGGUGUGAUUCCAUUGGACUACAAUGAUUCGAAGUUCAAGCUUCAUCUGAAGUUGCCCACCGCUGGAGUGACAUCUGUCGGAAUUGCGAUCGUCGAGUUCCGAAUGGUGAACACGCGUGGCGAAAUCAUUUUGGAUUCGGUCCACGCCGAUAUGGAUGAGGCGAGCCGCCACAUGCUGGUGCCGAACAUUCCCGGCGAUAUGAACAUCGCUUACAAGGAUAUAACCAAAGUCCAGAAGCACUUCAUGCCCGUCGAUGAUAAAUCGAUGGCCGCUUACAUUGAAGUGAUCGCCUAUAAGCACGGUGAUACUCAAAUCGAGGAUGUUGAAGACACAAUGAUGAGAGCAAUCGAAAUGAGUCUUUACGAUGUGAUCACCGAAUAUGGCUAUUUGAACACGACGCUUCUCGAAUCCACCGCGAGAUUGUCCCAUCAUCCGAGCUUCAACGGAAUGCGAAGCUUCGAAGAGGCGGCAUCGUCGGAGCCCGCCGGCGGAUUCCGACGAAGCAUUUGUAUGCAUAGUGUGGACUUGAGUUUUCCGAAGGCGUCGCUCACAAGGAACAGCUCACUUCCGCGGGACGUUCACGAGGGCAACUCGACGCGCGACGAGCUCGGCAAAUCGGUGUUCAUCAGCCGCCGCAACAUCUAUGGCAUUAUGAAAUGGUUCGAUUUUAUCUCGACGAAGCAGAGCGACAUGAACACGAUCACCAAGGAUACGAUCAUGUUUGAAUGUCAGCACACCAUCAUUCCGCCGCUGAUUGAAAUUCGGAAUCGGAUCAAAGAGGAUCUUGGAUCAGGCGAUCUCGAGAACAUCUUUCUGUGCAGUCUGAAGAAGAAAGAGGAUUAUGAUCAACAUUUUCCCAACUCGCUUCGUGAAUCAAGCCUGUCGCUUCACGGCGGAACGUGCACAUGCGACAACCAUGGCAAAUAUGAGAUACUUCCGAAUGAUCCGGAGAACCUCAAAGAGUAUCAAUACUUGAAAGCGGAUAUCGGAAUUGAUGAGACGAAUGGAAGUCCGAACGAGUAUCUGAUUGUCUCGUACAUGCGCGACGUGUUUGCGGAAUUGGCGGAAACGCAGAAUCGAGGCGAUGACAAGGUCGUCGAGUAUGUGACGUUGUUCCAGAAUCAUUUGCACGGCAAAUUCGAGCCGCUGAUCGAGACGAACGCGUUCGUGCCGAGACAACGAUUGCUGAUGGCGUUGGUGAAAGGCGAAGUGAUGACGAUCUACUUCUACAACUUCCAUCCGAACAUUCUGAAUGAGGUUCAGACGAGAGUGCAAAAGAUUGCCAGUUGGUACAACGCGAAAACGCAGCUCUUGCGCGAGAUCGGCCUUCAAAAGAUGGGAAUCACGCAUUUGUCGCCGCGCGCGGUCAGCGCGCAACCCGAAUUCAACUACGAGCAAUUGAUCUGGAAGGGUCCCGAGCAGCUGAUUCGCAAAUCGAUUCCGCCUGAGCGCGUCGUUUUUCCGACGAACAUGAACAAUCCGGAAUACUCGAACAUCUUCUUCCGAAUGUACCGACAGCCGCAAUUGCAGACGACGAUGGGAAGCUCGUUGAUGGUUUAUAAGAGCGAUUGUGUUGCGGCGAAUCAUUUUGAGCAGAUGUUGCGAUGGCGGAAGCUGCUCAAAAGGCAGUUGAAUGUUCAGGGCAAAAUCAAGAAGGUUCAUGACAUGUUACUUCAGAAUCGGCUCGAUAUUACGGAAAUGGAUCUUCAUCAGUUCUUGAAGCCACCACAACUCGACACGAGAGAAGAGCCUGAGCCGGAAUCGCAACUCGGGCAUGACGAUCUUCAGAAGACGACGAUUCACGGCACCGUUCGCUCGUUGACGCACGGCGAAUCGGAUAUUCUCAAGGCGAAAGGCGAGCUGAUUGUGAAACGAGUGGUGAAGAAGAAGCCGGUCGCCGACGAGGUGCACUCGAUUCAAAUUCCGAUGUUCAUCAUCGAGGACUGGCGUGAAUUGGCGGACGCCGCCGAUCAAUUAAACGGCGACGAGCCCGAAGAAGCGCAAGAAGCGAUGAUGGCGACAAGGCGGAAUGUGAAGGCGAAAUCGGAGGAAUGGGCGGCGAAGGUCGGCGAGGAGAUGACGGGACGACUGUUGUCGAUUGUCGAGAGUAAGCGGCUUGAGAUCAAUGAGCCGCGUCUGAUGCUCGAUGAGACCGCCGAUGUGAUUCAAGUGCACGAUGAGGAGUUCAAGGAGAAGAAGAAGAAGAAAGAGAGGAAGACGAGUAUUGGCGGGAAGAUUGGUGCAUUGGUGCAGCGGAUGAGAAGCAAUCCGGAGGCAUCGGCGCCGGCACCUGCGCCAUCGCCAUCGCCGCCACCACCGCCGCCAGAGCCGAAGGGCGCCUUCUCUCGUGCGCGAGCUUUCACAACUAAUCUGAUUGCUAGAUCGUUUAAGAAAACGCCGAAAUCCGAUGGAACUGAGCGAAAUGGUGUGGAAACCGGCGAGGACAUGCUGGACCUCGAAGGGCUUUCGUUCAACCGAAAAAUUACUCGCUCGUUUGGUCCCAAUGUGCUCGAAAUUGUGUUCGAUCACCUUCAAACAACGGUGGCGUUCAUUGAGAAAACCACCGGCUACCGUCAGCUGCUCGUCACCGAUAUUUCGGAUGCUUCGAUGCGAGCGAAUCGCUAUCGCGUCGAGCGCAUCGCCAAAGACGACCACCAACUGCAGCCGUACAUUGUGUUGUUCAAGGUGUUCCAAGGCGGAAUCGUCUUCAUUGAGGUCUCGUAUCAGCGUCCGAAUUUCUGCGUCAAAUAUUUUGUGUAUGAGCGCGCGAAACAUUCAACAUCGGAUUAUUAUAUGAUCGAGAAGAUGCGCAAACUCUAUGAGAAGGAGACGCAACAGCUUUACGACGAAAUUGAUCGAUUGAAGAGAUGCUGCGAUUUGCACAGCUUCCACUUUGACUAUCAUGUUCGACUCGUCGCCAAAUAUCUGCAGAAGCCGUUGGCGAGCAAAUCGUUGCUCGGCACCAAUUACAAUGUGCUGGAGCUGCUGACGUCGUUGCGCGACUAUCACUCGAGGCGAUUCAUCGAGAUUCGAUCGAACAACACGAUUCGAUUUGACGAGUUUGAUUGCACCGCGAAGGUUGGCACCAACUUUUGGACGUGCUACGCCGAAUCGAACAUGGAGAAGACGUUGGGAAAUGUGCUUCGAUUGAAGCGCAAUGUUGAGAUUGUGCUCGAUGAGCCGGAAGAGGGACCAUCGGAUCAGGGCGAGCAGCUCACCGAGUUUGACUAUAUGAUUGUUGAAUGCUAUGAUACUGCGGUGAAGAAUGAGAAGAUGAUUGCUCGAACCUAUUUCCUGUUGAAUUGCACACCGACGGACUAUGACGAGUACACGCAAUUCCUUCCUUACGCGGUUUUGUCGGUGUUUGUGGAACGAGAAGACGUCAACGAGGAGCUUCGCGAGAUUUCGUUCGAUCUCGUGUCGGAGCCGACGACGCAAACCGACAACGAGACGGUCUCGCGGCCGUGUCGUCGGAAGUUGGCGAGGAGAGAGAGGAAGCGGAUGGUGUGCGCGCCGAGGCGAAAGAAGACGUCGCGACGAAGCAGCGAGACGCAAAAGAGGCGAAUUGAGGAGAAGGCGAGGCGACGGAAGCGCAAGGAGGCGGAGAAGAAGAGUUUGCGCAAGCGCAAUGAGAAUCAUCAAUGCGAAACACAGUUUAUCACUAAUGCUACCGUAACGUUUGUUGAGCCCGAAACCGAUUAG